Molecule: messenger RNA, 1426 nt
Organism: Anolis sagrei ordinatus
Lineage: Eukaryota; Metazoa; Chordata; Lepidosauria; Squamata; Anolidae
Product: dnaJ homolog subfamily C member 8
Cellular component (GO): nucleus
Source: RefSeq, a predicted model, not a curated record
UCCGCGUCACGUGGAAGGGGUGCGCUGUGGAGGGUCACGUGGGGCGAAAGAUGGCGGCUCCAGAAGAGCGAGAGGCGGGCGUCGGCGCUGAGCAGGCGUUUCUCACUUUUUACACGGAGGUGAAACAAAUAGAGAGGCGAGAUUCUGUUUUAACUUCAAAAAAUCAGAUUGAGAGACUUACUAGGCCUGGGUCAUCUUAUUUCAAUCUGAAUCCAUUUGAGGUGUUGCAGUUGGAUCCUGAAGUUACAGAUGAAGAGAUAAAGAAAAGAUUCCGUCAGUUAUCCAUAUUGGUGCAUCCUGACAAAAACCAAGAUGAUCCUGAAAGAGCCCAAAAGGCAUUUGAAGCUGUCGACAAAGCAUACAAGUUGUUGCUGGACCAGGAACAAAAGAAGAGGGCCUUAGAUGUGAUACAGGCUGGAAAGGAAUAUGUGGAGCAUAUUGCAAAAGAGAAAAAGAAACAAUUAAAGAAAGAAGGCAAGCCAACCAACAUAGAAGAGGAUGACUCAGAAGUAUUUAAACAAGCUGUAUACAAACAAACUAUGAAGCUCUUCGCAGAACUUGAAAUUAAAAGAAAAGAGAGAGAAGCAAAAGAAAUGCAUGAAAGGAAGCGUCAGAGAGAAGAAGAAAUAGAAGCCCAAGAGAAAGCAAAACGUGAACGAGAGUGGCAAAAGAAUUUUGAGGAGAGUCGAGAUGGGCGUGUGGAUAGUUGGAGGAACUUCCAAGCACACACAAAAGGGAAGAAAGAAAAGAAAAACAGGACCUUUUUGAGGCCCCCCAAAGUGAAGAUGGAGCAGCGUGAAUGAGCCUGGCUCUUCCAGGCUCCAGUGGACACUUCCAUAUCACAGGUUUAACCUCUUCUUGCUUUUCCAGUAGGAUCUUUGUUUUCAGUAUGAUUCAAUUUUGGUUGAAGCAUUUUCCGUCCCCUACCCAUUUGCCUGAGGCUCACAGUGUGUUGCCCACACACUGCUCUUAGAACCUUCUUCACUAAUUUAGGAAGAUGCUGCCAUCUUGUAAUGCUUGUAAUUUAAUGUUCUUUACUCCAAAGAUGUUGCUGUUCAAAUUGCCAUCAAGUCUCUAAAAUUAUAGAAAUUAUCAGUUCUAAGACAGAUAUUCAGAAGAUUGCCCAGUGACUCCUACUCUUCUAGGUCAGUUGCUCCGCUCCUCUGCAUCCGUUUCCACUUGUCAGUCGUGGGAAUUGCAGCCUGGGAUAGGCAUGUCUCCUUGGAUUUCACGGAAGUUCAUAACUUGGCUGCAUGGAGCUGAAAAUAUUCCUUGGCUCUUAUACCCUGGUGGUAACUCCUGGAUUCCAUGAUCGCGUAUGGGUGACUGGCCUACUUAAAACCUCUCUGUAAAUAAUUUUAAACAUACUUGCCUUGGAUAGUCUUAGUGGCAAUGUUGCGUAUGUAAAAUAAAUUUUUACCCAAUA